Sceloporus undulatus (fence lizard) is the source of this 2640-nucleotide messenger RNA. RefSeq names its product vomeronasal type-2 receptor 26-like. The record is from RefSeq and is a predicted model, not a curated record. The transcript has 6 exons. Bases 1 to 2640 code for a protein of 879 amino acids. Lineage: Eukaryota; Metazoa; Chordata; Lepidosauria; Squamata; Phrynosomatidae. Gene Ontology annotation, biological process: G protein-coupled receptor signaling pathway. Gene Ontology annotation, molecular function: G protein-coupled receptor activity. Gene Ontology annotation, cellular component: membrane.
AUGUCAUUGCUUCUGCUCCUUUUGCUGCUGCAAUUGCCUCCUAAUUCCAGCAAGAAUGUGAACUCUGGAUGUGAUUGGAAGACAAAGGUUGAAAAUAUCUUGCCUUCACUUGAAGAGGAUAUUGCCAUUGGUGACUUUGUCUCUUUUGUUAUACCUGCAUUGCAAGAGAUUCUCUUCAAGAGACUUCCAGAUGAGGAGAUAAGUGCCUACAUUGUACCUAAACUGAUCCAGCAGUAUUUUGUAUUUGAAUUUGCCCUUAAAGAGAUAAACAGAAAUACCCAGCUAUUAUCUAAUACCACAUUGGGAGAAUUUGUGGUUCAAAAAGCUUACAAUGAAAUGGGAACAUGUUCUGGGACUAUGACUCUCCUGUUCACAGGAGAUGGGAAUCCUCCUAACUAUCUCUGCAAGAGGAAAUACAUGCUAAUGGCCAUCAUUGGUGGGCUCUCAUCUCACAAUUCUAGGCAGAUGCCUCACAUCUUGAACAUCUAUAAGAUGGCACAGAUCAGUUAUGGCUCCUUUGACCCUGCAUUGAAAGAUAAAGUUCAAUUCCCUUCUUUCUACCGAAUGAUCCCAAAUGAAAGUGCUCAAUAUGUUGCAAUUAUCAAGCUGCUGAAGCAUUUUGGAUGGACCUGGAUUGGCCUCAUUGUUUCAGAUGAUGACAAUGGAGAAAUGUUAUUGAGGACCCUGAUUCCUCAGCUACUCCAAAGUAGCAUUUGUUUAGCUUUCAAGGAAAUUAUUCCAAGAAUGAAGCAGCACUGGGCAGGAUAUACAGAAGGAAAAAUACCUUACAAUGAUAAAUUAUCAAGAAUGCAUUUGAUUCUUUCAUCAGCUGAUACCGAUGUGAUUCUUAUUCAUGGGGAUUCCCAAUCCAUGGAGGGCCUGAGGGUGAUUCUAUAUUUCAAUGAGUUUGUUGAAAUGAAGCCAACAGAGAAAAUAUGGAUCAUCACAGCUCAGUGGGAUUUCACAUCCACAAUCUCCAGUGAAUUUUUCACUCCAAGAUCCUUCAAUGGUACUCUGUCUUUUGCACUACCCACAAAAGAGAUUGAAGGCUAUGUGCAAUACCUUACCAAACUAAAUCCAAAUGAAAAUAAUGUUGCAGCUCUCCUUUGGGCCAAAGCCUUUCAAUGCUCAUUUCCCCAACAUAGUGAUAAUUUGCACCAGUUCACUGGAACCAACUGUACUGGGGAGGAGAAACUGAGCAGCUUGCCUGACUCUGUCUUUGAAAUGAGAAUGUCUGGUCAGAGUUACAGCAUCUACAAUGCUGUUUAUGCCAUUGCACAUGCUCUUCAUGCCAUGUUUUCUUCAAGAUUAAAGCCUAGAUCAUGGGGAGAUGGAGGUAUAUGGAAUCUUCAGUAUAUUCACCCCUGGCAGCUUCAUUCCUUCCUGAAACGCAUUCAUUUCAACAAUAGUGCUGGAGAAGAGAUAUUUUUUGAUGAAAAUGGGGAGUUGGUGAUUGGAUUUGAUAUCAUGAAUACAGUAGCCUUCCCCAAUCGGUCCAUGCGGAGAGUCCAUAUUGGACGGACUGACCCCCUGGCUCCUGAAGGGAAAGAUUUUAUUAUUCAGAAAAACUCCAUGUUGUGGAAUCACAUUUUUAUUCAGAAGCCUCCCAGAUCCAGAUGUGUUGAGAGUUGCCAUCCUGGACAGAGCAAGACCAUGCAUGAGGGCAAAGAGAUUUGUUGUUAUGACUGUCCACAAUGUUCAGAAGGAAUGAUUUCAAAGCAGACAGAUGCAGAAAACUGCAACAUGUGCCCAGAUGAUCAACAUCCAAACAAGAAUCAAGAUCAAUGCAUUUCCAAAAAUGUAAACUACAUGUCCUUUGGAGAUCCCUUGGGAAGGGUUUUGGUUUGUUUGGUUCUUUUAUUUUCCUUGAUGACCCUUGUGAUGAUGUGGAUCUUAUUUCAGCACAGGAAUACUCCCAUCAUUAAAGCUAAUAACUGGGCCAUUUCUUGUAUCCUUCUGUUCUCUUUGCUCCUUUGCUUUCUCUGCUGUUUGCUCUUCAUUGGUAAGCCUGGGGUUGUUUCUUGCAUUCUACGACAAACACUGUUUGCCAUUGUUUUUUCUGUUGCUGUUUCUUCAGUCUUGGCCAAAACUCUCACAGUGGUUCUGGCCUUCAUGGCCACCAAACCAGGAAACAAGAUGAGAAAAUGGUUAGGAAAGUAUUUGACAUUCUCAGUCAUUAUUAUUGCAUCUCUUAUUCAAAUUGCCAUUUGUGUCAUAUGGCUGGCCAUCUCUCCCCCAUUCCCAGAAUGGGACAAGCAUUCCCAGAUGGGAGAGAUCCUAGUGCAAUGCAAUGAAGGCUCAGAUGUGAUGUUCUACAUGGCUCUCAGCUACAUGGGAUUUCUGGCCUUCAUCAGCUUCACUAUGGCAUUCAUGGCUAGGACAUUGCCUGAUACAUUUAAUGAAGCCAAACUCAUCACAUUCAGCAUGCUGGUCUUUUGCAGUGUUUGGGUGUCUUUUGUUCCCACCUACCUGAGCACCAAAGGGAAAUACAUGGUUGCUGUGGAGAUCUUCUCCAUUUUGGCCUCUAGUUUUGGGUUGCUGGGCUUCAUUUUUCUACCGAAGGCAUACAUUGUUUUACUGAGGCCUGAGCUCAAUACUAGGGACCAGCUGGUAAGGAAAAAGAAUUUAAGUACUUACUGA